GUUGUUAAGCAUUAGAACCGGCGAAUGUUAUUGUAUACAUUUUGAGGCGCCUUGGAUGUAAGAUGCGCAGAUAUUUCGCGUAAAUAAGAUCCAGAAUGGAGUUGAAUAUCUUUCAAGACUGCUGGGAGCUGGUGCAACGUUUCCAGCGAUUGGUCAACGAUGGAGAAAGCUGCGAGUUCGAGGUGUUCUGUCGGUGCUGGCGAGAAAUGCAGCUGCAGCACCUCUUCACUGCCCAGACGAACCACACAGAGGUGAUAGCCACCACUUUGGCGGCCCUGCAUGUAGCUAAGCGGCUGUCGUGCUCCCGACGCACAACCGGGGACGUUUACCCGGCAACCCGCGCGCAAAGGAUUGGAGGAUUCUAUCUGCUGUACGUGAUCUUCUACAAGCAGCCCACCCACAACUUUAUUAAGAUCGAGGUCUCACCGCGCACAUGGCAGGAGCUAACAGACUACGCUCUAGAUCUGCGCAAGGAUAGUCCGGAGCGGAAGGACACCCAACAGAUCGCCUACAUGUUGUGGCGCCUGGUCCAGGAACAGGCCUUUCGCUUCACAGCGCUCGACUAUUGCCAGGGGUUGGACAAUUUGGUGGACUACGAUCGUGUGGAGAUCAUAGCGGGUGCCAAGGAACAGAGACAGAGAGCCUUGAUGCAGAAGCAACAACGUCCGAAUAACGAAAGCCUCACAUACGAACUGGAGGGUCUUCGAGCAUUGGACCAGGCAAGUCAGCCAUUGUGUGAACUGGAAUCAGCAUACAAUGCCCAAAAGAAGAAAUUGGCCGCUGGACAUGAGCACGCUCUGCCGCCCACUCAAAUUUUUGGCCAUCUGCGAGAAGUCUUUGCCGAUAUACAAAGUGUUUUGGGAGCUAAAAAGAGCACUCCAGACGAGGAAUGUCCCACAACAUCUACAAGCAACCAGUUGGAAGUGCGCCAAAGGGUGCGGAACAAGGCCAUGUACGGCGUCAAGGAAAGGGAGCCGCAACACCAAGAGGAGGAACUAGAAGUGGAGCUAGAGGUCAACGAUGCUUAUCAACGGAGGAUGUCCUCAGCCACCGUAUUCCAGAUGGAUCUGCCAAAUGAGGUGCAGCAAGAGUAUGAGAUCUUUGACUUUAGUGACGACGAGGAAAAGGAGGUGGGGGAAAGCGAGGUCUCAGAUGAAGAAUUCAGAGAACUACUGGGUACUUGAGCUAGUUUAUAAAACUGUUACAUAAAUAAAGAGCUCUCCAUAAUCAACGAA
Messenger RNA from Drosophila erecta, 1235 nucleotides. RefSeq lists its product as uncharacterized. Lineage: Eukaryota; Metazoa; Arthropoda; Insecta; Diptera; Drosophilidae. Gene Ontology annotation, molecular function: sequence-specific DNA binding. Gene Ontology annotation, cellular component: snRNA-activating protein complex. The record is from RefSeq and is a predicted model, not a curated record. The transcript has a single exon. Gene Ontology annotation, biological process: snRNA transcription by RNA polymerase II; snRNA transcription by RNA polymerase III. The coding region runs from base 96 to 1184 and encodes 362 amino acids.